ACUCUGGGGGCGCUGUGGUGCGUCACAACAGUGGAAGCAACUGCUUGCUCAACUUUCACACAGCGAAGGAAGAUGUGUAUCUUGACAUAAAUUGUGUAAGUAUGGCAAAGUUGUCAAUGAAAGAGCAAAGUGGCUGUCGAAAACUGUUAAGAUUAUUACCCCUGGACGACUUGUUCGCCCUUAAAGAGACAGUAACGAAUCGCCUGAUCGCUGUAGAGAGCACGCAAGAGGCCAUUGAGGCCAUCAUAACUUACUCACAAGACGCCGAGGAGCUCCUCAAGAGAAAGAAGGUGCACAGAGAUGUAAUUUUUAAGUAUCUCGCCAGUGAAGGAGUUGCCAUGCCCCCUAACAGUGAUAAACAACAGCUGAUCAGGAGGACCACGGAGUACUGGUCAUCUGGGGAGAUCUCAGAGCGUGAGAAGAACACCGUGGUUUCAGAAGAUGUUGGAGAUGGUCUGGCAGACCUUCCAGCUUUGGGAAAACAGUUUUGCCAGUGGUUCUUCACCCUUCUGAACUCCCAAAACCCCACUCAAGGGCAGCCGGCUCAAGACUGGGGUCCUCAGCACUUCUGGCCGGAUGUGAGACUUCGGCUCCUCUCGUCUUCUGGAGAGCGGUGUGUAGAUGAGUUCAACGGGGCAGAGCUGGUCAGUCAGCGGCUUCAUGCUUUCGCAGGACAAGAGGGUCUGUUGUUCUGCCCGAACUUGGAGGGUCAAGGGUUAAAGUGUGUAUCUUCAGCUCAUGGACUGGUGUUAGUGGCCGUAGCCGGGACCGUCCACCGUGAUAAUGCCUGCCUUGGGAUUUUUGAGAAAGUGUUUGGCCUCAUUCGCUCACCAAUGGACAAUAAUCGCUGGAAAAUAAAGUUUGUGAAUAUGAAAGUGGAAGCACAAAGUGCCAUCACAGACAGACAGUUACCAGUCAUUACCUACGACUCAAAAGAGUUGCUGAGUCUUUGUGACUGAUCCACACGAGGUCUGUUUGGACAUGUUUUGACUCGGCAGUGAAGCGAUGCAGUGAUGUGAUGUUUGACACAGAGACUUUGAAGCUUGUCAAAAAAACUAAAGUCUCGCAGUGAAGCACUGUACCAGAGCUCGACUCGUUUUGCCAAAACCACGUGAUCUGUGAUGUCCGAAGCUUCGUUUUCUUUGUAUUCUGAUUCAAAUAACGUGAACCACUUUUGCAGUUUCAAGUUUAACUCACUGCUUUGAAAAGAAUAAAUCAUAAUACAAAUA
Molecule: messenger RNA, 1229 nt
Organism: Carassius auratus (goldfish)
Lineage: Eukaryota; Metazoa; Chordata; Actinopteri; Cypriniformes; Cyprinidae
Gene: c9h3orf38
Product: chromosome 9 C3orf38 homolog
Exons: 3
Coding region: 102-959 (285 amino acids)
Source: RefSeq, a predicted model, not a curated record